UCUUUGAUUCUCUCUCUUUUAUGUCUUUUUGCUUGUACACUACUGCAUUCUUGGUCAGUGUGAGCAGAAGGAAAACCAAAACCAUAAGCAACCACCGGUUUCUACAGAAGCCUUGGCCUUUGUACAUUUCUCUCCAUUCUUCACUCUAGCUCAAGGAGAAUUACUGAAGAUGCCUAGAGCAGGGUCAAGAUCUUAUGUGUGUGAGAGGAGAGUUUGGCACAGUGAUAUGCACCAAGCCAUGAGAGGUUCUCUCAUUCGGGAAAUUUUCAGAGUUGUUCAUGAGAUUCACAGCUCAGCCACAAAGAAGAACAAGGAAUGGCAGGAGAAGCUUCCUGUUGUUGUUUUGAAAGCUGAAGAAAUUAUGUACUCCAAGGCCAAUUCUGAGGCUGAAUAUAUGGAUCCUAAAACUCUUUGGGAUCGAACCAAAGAUGCCAUUAACACAAUCAUUAAACGUGAUGAAAAUACUGAAACUGGAGAGUUUCUUCAACCUUGUAUUGAAGCUGCUCUCAAUUUGGGCUGUAAACCUUGGAGAACCUUGAGGAGCCAACGCUAUAGUACGCAGAGAAGUUACCUUAACACUAGCUGCCAAGAAGGAGAGAGCAUUGUCCAAGGAGAUCAUACAAUUAACUCACAGUAUAUCGCUUAUUCUGUGAAACCAACAACCAUGAAUGUGACUCAUUUGGGAUCUGAAUCACAAGACCCUGCUGUGCAGAAUAAUACUAACUCUGCAGCUUACAGAUUUCCCUUUGCAUCCGUGAAUGUCACUUCUCCAGAACCCCGGCCUGGAUUGGGAAUAUUGCCUCAGUCACAUUCCAGAAAAGUGGGGGCUGUGGAGCCUGCUGAAGUGGGAGUUACUCAGAGCCUAUUAUCUUGUGAUGUACACAUUUCGAACAAGAUCACUCAAGUAGAUGUCAGGGAUAUUCCUGUGAAGCCACAUGAAAAUGUCUGUGACCUAUCAUUGCGGUUGGCCCCUCUUUCUGUACCUUGCUUUAGUGCUACAAACAGUGACUUUCAGGAAAUUGAAGAUGCCGGUUCCACUGCUCAAGACUGGAAUAAGACCACUGAUAUUUCACCCCCAAUUGGUGAAAAGGUAUCCUUUCUUCCCAGUAGCAAUGGGUAUGACCCCUUAAAUUCAUGUUCAGACAAGUCAAAUGUUCAAGGGGAAUGUAUUAAUGUCAAUGCAAAAAUGAGAAAGCGGAAGGCUGUGCUUUGGCCAUAUGAGGAUCAGCAUUUUGGUUGGCAGCCAAAGCGUCUUUCUGCCCACUUAACCAGAGAACGUUCAUAAAAUCCGUUGGUUGCUUCAGACAUUUAUCGUGGCCUGGUAUGCAUAGUUGAAGCCUCUUUUUUGCCAUAUUCUGUAUUGCAAGAAUAUAUAGUGUCAAUAUAGACCGGGAUUAAGUUUGAUGAAUUUAUUAUGGAGAAAAGAUCACCAGAGAAGCACUUUGGAUCUGAUGUACAAAUCUAUGGUGUUAUGCUGUGCCCCUUUUAUAAAAUGCUGCCCUUGAGCUUUUUCAAUAUCACCUGUCUAGUACUUUGAGAACAAAGCUCUAGUGACACUCCAAUGGGAUAAAGUUCUAUCUCCAUU
Messenger RNA from Rubroshorea leprosula, 1585 nucleotides. Lineage: Eukaryota; Viridiplantae; Streptophyta; Magnoliopsida; Malvales; Dipterocarpaceae. The record is from the annotation of a GenBank genome assembly.